Molecule: messenger RNA, 2030 nt
Organism: Gadus chalcogrammus (walleye pollock)
Lineage: Eukaryota; Metazoa; Chordata; Actinopteri; Gadiformes; Gadidae
Gene: pir
Product: pirin
Exons: 10
Coding region: 351-1223 (290 amino acids)
Biological process (GO): monocyte differentiation
Cellular component (GO): nucleus
Molecular function (GO): quercetin 2,3-dioxygenase activity
Source: RefSeq, a predicted model, not a curated record
UACAUUUCACAUGAUUGAAUACACAAUGCAAAUUAGUUUCAUAGUGCUACUUGUGAAUUUCUGGUGUUUUGCCUCAAUCUUUACCCAAGUUUAAAAUGAAAAAAAUGAAGAUAUUAAAAUUAUUCAAAGAGUUUAUAUGGUGAAUUCAGAUUAUGCGAUUUUCUAAGGAGUAACUAAUCGAGCCAUCAUUGAGCAAUGAGCAGCUGUGGCUGGCUGUUCCAUAUUUUCUGCACAGUCAUCAUGACUAUGCAAAAGGAAAAUCCAUCCAACCCUUUUUUCAUUUUUUAAAUCUUUCACAUUAAACCAUCCGUGUAAAUAGUUCAACAUGUGUGUCAAGCCCCAUUUACACGAUGAAGAUCAAGAAGGUUGAACGGACGGUUCUGAGCGUGGAGCAGGCGGAGGGAGUUGGUGCCCGAGUUCGGAGGAGCAUUGGCAGGAAGGAGCUCAGGAACUUGGAUCCUUUCCUGAUGUUGGACGAAUUUCGUCUGAGCAAGCCAGCAGGCUUCCCCGAUCACCCUCAUAGAGGGUUUGAGACGGUGACCUACGUCUUGGAGGGAAGCUCCGCCCACGAGGACUUCUGCGGCCACUCAGGCAAGCUGUCUGCGGGCGACUUACAGUGGAUGACCGCGGGGCGGGGGGUGGUCCACGCGGAGAUGCCCGUGUCAGAGGAGCCGGUGGUGGGCCUGCAGCUCUGGGUGAACCUGCCGCGCGUCCAGAAGAUGGUGGAGCCGUGCUACCAGGAGCUCAGGAGCAGAGACAUCCCCAAACCCAGCCAGGGGGGGGUCUGCGCCGCGGUCAUAUCAGGGGAGGCCCUGGGGGCUAAGUCUAAGGUGUACACAAGGACACCUACUCUGUACUUGGACUUCACACUGCAGCCAGGGGCAGCACACGUCCAGCCUGUACCAGCAGGGUGGACAACGUUCAUCUACACACUGUCAGGUUCCCUUCAUGUUGGUCCAGAAGAGCUCCAGCAGCUGGUGGAGCCACAUCACACCGUGCUCUUUGCUGAGGGAGACGGCGUCAAAGCAGAAAACAAGGGUCCGGCAGCUGCUCGGUUCGUGCUUAUCGCCGGGGAGCCGAUAGGAGAGCCUGUGGUUCAACACGGUCCGUUCGUCAUGACCACAGAAGAAGAGAUCUCUCAGGCCAUCAGGGAUUACCAGAGCGGAACCAACGGCUUCGAGAGGGCCGUUACCUGGAGGUCCAAGAUCAGAGAUCGACUGUAGUGACGUGCCUGGGAUGUACCACGAUAACGUGGCUGAUGCUUCUUACGUUUACAUUUAUUUGCAGUGGGCAUUUGCAAUGUGUGUUCAACACAAUGGAUUGGCUUUUUUUUUAAGUUGGGGUUUCAGUUGAUCUUGUUUUCAAUGUCAUGUUGAACUUUAUUUUAAUCACUGUUUGUGCAAUUUUUCCCACUUACUUUUUACCUGCAUUGUUAUUCAGUCGUUGUGUAAGGUCUGAGGUCCGUGAAGGAGCAGGGUUUGGCGCUGGCUCCACUGAAAUCUUUCUCAGCCCAAGUGCUCAUGCUCAUGAUAGUGGACAUUGAAGUGGUGUAAUUCAGAAAGCACUUUGAUAUAUAAUGUGAUAAAUGGAGCUACUGCAACUGUUUGCACAACCGCUAAUAGAAAGCAGACAAUACUGACCUUGUUGUUGCGAUUCCUAUGGUUACUCUGCUCUCUGUCAUUUGUGAACAAGGGCAGGCAGCACUCAGCUACCCAGGUUUGAUUAUAGCUUUAGAAUUGUAAAGGAUUUUUGGAUGGAUUAAAUAAUCCCAGGGAGGAAAUGUUUUGUCAAAUACUUCACAAUGUCAUUAAAGGGAUCAUUUUUCCCAUACUGGAUGAAUCGUUUUUUUAGCCAUCACGAUCCUGUUUCUCUGUGUCCCUCAAAAAGGGACACAAUUACUGAACUGUAAUUUUCCAACUCAGUCUCGUCACUUUGUCGUGACUUAGCGGUCUCUCCAGGAACAAGCCGUUAGCAUUGCUAUCCCAUGUCCGCAGGGCAAGGUCGUGGAUGUUUCCCCCGCACCUCACCCC